This is a messenger RNA of Prunus mume (Japanese apricot), 3697 nucleotides long. RefSeq lists its product as uncharacterized. NCBI's taxonomy places the organism in Eukaryota, Viridiplantae, Streptophyta, Magnoliopsida, Rosales, Rosaceae. Gene Ontology annotation, biological process: regulation of gene expression. The record is from RefSeq and is a predicted model, not a curated record. Gene Ontology annotation, cellular component: peroxisome. Gene Ontology annotation, molecular function: RNA nuclease activity.
UCUUCGCUGGUCUUCAACAAGGCAAAUCUUCGAUCGUAGUUAAAUCUUCGUUCGUCUUCAAAGAUUUGUCUUCGCUGUCGAUAAACAUAUUGUUAGUCGUUAGGGGCUGUCCUAAGGCAUACCAUCCAUCGUGCAUCAAGCGGGACGAGUCCUUCUUUAAAGCAAAGGCCAAGUGGAAUUGUGGUAGCGUUAUCUGCAUCUAGAGAACGUUAGCAUAUUGUGCACCAAUAUAUCCAGUUGGAUAUUCUUAUAUGUUACAAAUUUAUAUGACAUAACCAAUUGCAAAAGAAUGGAGGAACAAGGCUUAUCCAAGUGCACAGCACGUGCCUAGAGGUUUUAGAUCGUCUUCCUCUUCCGCCCCAAAGCACUUUCCCCUAAACUUUAACCUAACUCUCAUCCUAUCCACCAUGAGACUCAUAUCUCCAAGAACCCUCUACUGCUUGUCUUCCUCUUCGCUAUCUCCUCCUUUUUUUCAGAUUUCCCACUUUUCAACCUCUUCACCAGCUCACCAUUUUCACAGUAACUAUUCUUUCAGACGCCAUGAUGAGGAUGUUCGGAAUGUGAGGAUUUCGGUUUGGUGGGACUUUGAAAACUGCCAUUUGCCGGCCGGCGUCAACGUGUUCAAGGUAGCACAUGCGAUCACUGCUGCUAUCAGGGCCAAUGGGAUAAAGGGUCCCAUUCAGAUCACAGCUUUCGGCGACAUGUUGCAGUUGUCAAGGGCUAACCAGGAGGCCUUGUCCUCUACUGGGGUCAAUCUUACUCAUGUUCCUCACGGUAGAAAGAACAGUGCUGAUAGGUCUCUUCUUGUAGAUCUUAUGUAUUGGGUUUCUCAAAAUCCCCCACCAGCACAUCUUUUCUUAAUUUCUGGUGACAGGGAUUUUGCUUCCAUUUUACACCGGUUAAGAAUGAACAACUACAAUAUAUUGCUAGCAAGUCCUGAAAAUGCUCCUGGUGUCCUCUGCAGUGCUGCAAGUAUCAUGUGGCCAUGGCAUGCUUUGCUUACAGGUGAAAACCUCACUGGAAAGUAUUUUAACCAACCACCUGAUGGUCCCUAUGGUUCUUGGUAUGGCCAUUACAAGGUACCUCUUGAAGACCCGUACUCAGUGGUUGAGCCUCCAGCACAGUCACAAACUGAGAAGUUGUCUGAACCUGGUUCAGAUUCUAAGCCUCGUCCAAUUCCUACUGCAGUCAUGAAGCAAAUUCGUCAGAUAUUGAAGUCACACCCUAAAGGAAUCUCCAUUACAGACCUUCGCAUGGAGCUUGGGAAAUGUAAGUUGAGUAUAGAUAGAAACUUCUAUGGGUAUAAAAAGUUUUCGAGCUUUCUUUUAUCAAUUCCACAUAUUUUAAAUCUCCAACCGUUAGGUGAUGGAAAAUUUCUUGUACGUGAUGGAAGUGAAAAAUCAUCUGAACCAUGUCAGUCCAAUCUAGGUAUGUCCACAGAAUCUAUUGCUGAUAAUGGAGGCCAGGAUCUGAGUUUAGCCUCACAGUUAGAUUGUGAGGACAAGUCUAUUAAUGUAAGUGCAAAUAGAAAGUUGUCAUCACCUUCAUCCCAUGAAUCAAAUGUGGAAGACCCUAAUAGAGAAUUGCAACAACCCUUUUCACCUAAAUCGGAUGGGAAGUCAAUAUUGCCUCCUUCCCUUGAGAAUGUGAAGUCUUCGGCAAAACCACAACUUUCUGCACUUGAUGAGAAGUCACCAUCCACUCCUUGCACUGAGAAUGUGAAGACUUCAGUGCCCAUUGAUGGAAAGGUUGUCGAAGUGGCUAAAGAACAAGAUAAUGAGCUUCAUUUUCCCCCAGCAGUUGCACAAGGUUCUUCAUCUGAGGUGGGUUAUUUUAAGUGCAUUUGGAGACAAUGGUUUGGCUAUAGAGGUAAUGUUUCAGGGACUAGAAGUCAUGACGGUCAAGAAGAUCAUUACACUUCCGGUAAUGUCACUGAGAAGGAAGGCCAUGACACUCCAGUGAAACAGUGUACUUCUGUUGGUAACUCUGGACAAAGAAAAGAUAAGGAAAAGUUAGUGGGAUCAACGAGUCAGGUCGUUGAUCAAGCACCUCACCUUUCAUCUUCUUCAUCCUACAAUGAAUCAGAUAAGGACAGCGAAACUGCAACAAGUUAUGAAGUAUAUGCUCAUAAAUCUAAAACAAGUCAAGGGUUUUUUGAUCAGAUAGUAAACUGGUGUAAAUUCUGGAGAAGUAGCCCGUGCUCUGAUCAAUUGAGUGAUCAAUCCUGUGACAGACCGAACCUGAUGAACACUCACUCUCAAGAGCACAUGCUCUUUUCGACGGAUUCAUUUUGGCAUGACUUGGAAUCUUUCAUGGGCACACCUAAAGGAUCAGUUCUUGUUUCCGAAUCAAGGACCAGGGAACAGAUGGCACUGAAUCUUCAGAAGGAAGGACCUUUGUUUCUUAGAUCUCUCCGCAAGGGCGAUCUCGUUCACUUGGUAGAUUUGUUAAUAUCAGAAAAAAAAUGGGUGGAAGAAAGCCCCUCCCAGACGUCACCAUUCAAACUUACCUAUCACAAUGGAAAGAGUUCUCUAGAUCAUUCUAAUGAUACAAAUAGGUUGACAUCCAUCUUUUUGAAUAAACCAUCACAACAUGACAUACAAAGAUCACGAGAACAUGAUGGAGAUGAAAAAUGUCGGAAUAUUCCUCAUAGUGGAGUUUCACUACCUGCCAUUAAAAAGAAACCCUCCAACAGGUGUAGAAUUGAGAUAAUAGCCGAUUGCCAAAAGCUUGUAAAUGAGAUAUUGAAAGAGUACCCAGAAGGAUAUAACAUGGCCUUAUUCAGAAAGUUGUUUCUUGAUAGGUAUGGCUACCACCUUGAUUUGCAUAUGCUUGGUUAUCAAAAGUUGGCAUCCCUGUUACAAAUGAUGCCUGGGGUUAAACUAGAGUCCUCUUACAUCAGACCUGCUUGUAAGACUCCAAAAAUGUCUGAUAUGGACAGUUAUGUCCGUAAUAUCCAAAAACAGACUGUCAGUCAUACAGUGGCUAAUGCAGAUAGUGAAUUAUCUGAUGCGUCAACCAAGGAUGAUGUUAGCGACUCACCAUGGGAAGAGCUGGGCCCUGUUGCCAGCACAUCGGAAAAAAAUGAAGUGGAAGUAGCAUCAAGGAGGAAGGCAAUAGAAUCAACAUGUUUUGAUUAUGAACCGUCCCUUUCAGAUGGCUUGUCAGAUUCAGAAGGAGAGACUUCGCCCUUAACUGAAUUAGAAGGAGAAGGUGCGGCCAGAGUGAACAAGGAAGAUAGCUCCCUUUUGCAGAUCCUUGACUCGUGGUACAGCGGUAAGGAUGGCGGAAGUAGCAAGGACAGGUCAGAGAAUUUUGAGGGGUUGGUUGAUUUCACAAAUGUUUCUAAGCUAUCUGUUUCAUCUGGAGUUGGCCCCAUGAGUGGUACUUGUUCGGGAAACGAAGCCCGCAAGCAAAGACGUCAAAAGAACUACUGUUUUGUUGCAGAUUCUGGUGAUAACAAGGACAAGCUAUUUGAUGGCAUAGUAGGUAGCUUGAAGAAAUCAAGUGAGCCAAGGAUGAAGAGCUAGAGGGUUUAAAUAAUUAAGAGUGAGAGCAAGUCAAUGAAGCAUAUAUCUUCUACAUUCGGAAUAGAUACUAGGAAAUGUAGAACUUGAGUAAUCAAGUGAUGUAAUCCCUGGUCACGGAUCAUUUUUUUGAAAUUAGGUUUCGUUUACAGAUUUUAUUUUUGUAAAAG